AUGAAGUACCUCUUUUCUACGAUCGUAUUGGUACUCGGGACGGUCCCAGUCGGGACAAACAUCUUCAGUUGGCUACGCAUAAAGCUUGUGUACCAAAAUAUGGUGGAAUCUGGUGGGGCAGGCUGCGUUGGCCUCAUCGAUAUUCCACAGAAGCUUAGCAACGAGUGUGCGUCUUGGUUACUUUCGUGCCUUCGCAACAUGACGAACAGGCAUCCAGUGCUCUUCUUAACGAGAGGCAGCGUGAUUGCUGCCGAUGUUAUUGUCCUCGUUCUAACAUGGGUCAAAUCGGUCAAGCACACUCAAAGGAUGCGACAACUCAAGCUUGGGUCGUCUAUCAUGGCUGUGAUGCUUCGGGAUGACAACACCGCUUUAGGUACCAUUUAUUUCAUUGUACUUCUAGUCAUGAACAUCCUGCAACUCCUGACAUACUCAAGCACUCUCGAGCAGGGCAUUUAUUUGAAUUCCUUUUUGCAAACAAUGCCCCCUUUGCUGGUCCAGCGCUUUAUGCUGAACCUUCGCCAGGUCAACCCCGCCGCCCGAGGAAGGAGCUCAGAGCAAUCGCGCUCUCGGAUCUCUUCUAUAAUUUUCCGAGCGUCCUCCGAUUUCCUCGGAAAUAUCGGCGAGCCUCUGGAUCACGGCCAGUCGGAGCGCACGCAAGAUGACGAUGACGAUAUCACUCAACCAGAAUCGCCGGAAGAUCAAUUCAAUGAGGGUUUCGCGCAGUAUAUUGACCCAUCAUAUAUGCGCCGAAGUGGUCCAAGGGAGGCUGGUAUCAUUCGGUGCCAGGAUCCACCGAAUCCUUGA
This is a messenger RNA of Phanerochaete carnosa HHB-10118-sp, 804 nucleotides long. RefSeq lists its product as uncharacterized. The record is from RefSeq and is a predicted model, not a curated record. The transcript is spliced from 7 exons. The coding region runs from base 1 to 804 and encodes 267 amino acids. NCBI's taxonomy places the organism in Eukaryota, Fungi, Basidiomycota, Agaricomycetes, Polyporales, Phanerochaetaceae.